This is a messenger RNA of Echinostoma caproni, 1308 nucleotides long. NCBI's taxonomy places the organism in Eukaryota, Metazoa, Platyhelminthes, Trematoda, Plagiorchiida, Echinostomatidae. The record is from the annotation of a GenBank genome assembly.
AUGAUCAGAGCUGCCUACAUGCCGUGUCGUGAGUUCAUUCUCCAAUUGAACAAACAGGCGUCAAAAUGCAACUAUGGUGACCGAUUGGAGGAACAACUUUGCGACCGUCUCAUUGCUGGAAUCAAGUACAUCUCAUUACAACGUACGAUUUUGGAAAAAAUAUCACCUUUGCUGAGGCUCGAAAAAUCUGUGAGCAAGGUGACGACUUCUGUGCUCAUUCAUGGGGUUACUGGCCAUCAGUUGCAAUUACUUGGUGAAAUGAUGUUGCGUGUUCAAUUUGAAUCCGGGGUAUCAAUCCCAAUCCGAUUCCUGGUUUCAGUCCACAGUCCGUCUAUUCUGGGCCUUCGAGCAAUGCGGCUACUACAAGGAUCCAUUACACUACACACGAACAAAGAUAUGCCAAUCACCUCACAUCUUCAACAUCUGAUUGUACAGUGUUCCGGUAACAUUGGUGGCACGAAAGUACCGUCGGUGAAGUUGGAAGUGGACGGUGAACCUAUUUUCCUAAAACUACGCUUCCUCCCAUACGGUCAACGGGCAGGUGUUCUGAAAGCAUUACAGAACAUGGAGCAGGAUGGUGUGAUAAGCAAAGUUGAAUCCAGUGCCUGGGCGACCCCGAUUGUUGUGGAGAUGAAAAAAGAUGAUAGGACACCACGGACCUGUGGAGACUAUCGACUAACUUUGAAUCCCAGAUUGCGGAGAUGUGCAGCGACCACCAUAGAACCAGAAGAUUUCAUGAAGUCAUUGCAUGGGUGCCAGUAUUUUUUGAAGAUUGACUUAGCGGACGCAUACCUACAGAUUCCACUCGAUGUCGAAUCUCGCUACUUGACAACAAUCAAUACGCCGUGGGGAAUGCAUCAGUACAAUUUUCUCCCAUUCGGAUUGCAUGUGUCGCCUGGCCUCUUUCAAUCGGUAAUAGACAGUGUAAUCAAAGGACGUGACGGUGUGCUUGCAUAUCAAGAUAACGUCCUCAUUUUUGGCCUUAAUAAGAAAGAACACGAUGCCCGUCUCACGCAGCUACUGGAACGAUUUUCCGUCAGAAACGUGGCUAUCAAGCCGUCCAAGUGUGUAUUUGGAGUAAGUGAGUUAGAGUUUCUAGGAUUCAUAGUUGAUUCCCGUGGAUAUCGUCCCGAUCUGACACGUUUCAACCCACUGACUAAGAUUGAAUCUCCAAAAGAUCAAAAGCAUUUGAGAUCGGUGAUGGGAUGCCCACAGUACUAUUCCCGAUUUAUCCCGAACUUUGCUACAAGGGCACAGCCGCUUUUCCGUGCUCGGUGUUCAGACGCUUGGGAAUGGUCGGUGGAGUGA